UCUUCCUUUGGUUUAUAUUAUAUUUACUUGGUUGGUGGCAUGUGACGUACUAUACGACACAAGGUUGAACGACCGUUUACAAAAUGGCUGACAAACAUUUGAGAAAAAUUUUAAGCAGGAUUGUUAAGAUUAGUUUGUGCACCAAGUGAAAGUCUGUGAGUAUUAAGACGUCUGUUACUGGGUAAUCCAUUGAUGAUAUCCGCAACCAUGACGUGUUUAAAUAUGAGCCAGAGAUGUGGUUAUCUGUGGUACAGAAUGACCAGGAGAAAGACUAUUGAGAGUAGUGAUACCACCACUGCAUUAAAUCGCUAUCUCUCCACCUUUCAUCUGACCUUUAUGGGAGUUGGAGCAACUGUGGGUGUGGGUAUAUAUGUGUUAGUGGGCGUGGCAGCUAAAGAAUAUGCAGGACCUAGUAUGCUGAUAUCGUUUAUACUGGCGGGAAUUGUUACUUUGAUGAAUGCCCUAUGUUUUGUGGAAUUUGGAUCCCGAAUUCCCAAGACCGGUGGCUCCUAUACUUAUGUUUAUGAGAGUAUGAGUGAAAUAAUGGCGUUUCUCGUUGGAUGGCUCAUUUUGUUAGGCUACUUGACGUCUGGGGCCAUAGGUUGUAGAGCUUGGAGUGGAUAUUUUGAUUCUUUAUUCGACGGCGCUAUUCAUAAUAAAACGAUUGGUGUAUUUGGAACUAUGAACUUAGGGCCGCCAUUUAGUCACUCCCUUGAUCUUGUAGCGUUUUGUUUUGAACUUACCGUACUUGUGAUAGUGUCUUUGGGUAUCCAUGCCUCGGCUAAGGUGAACUUUGUUCUUUCUAUGGUCUCUAUCUCUGUUCUCCUUUUCGUUACAAUGAUGGGUUUUAUUUUUGGAAACAUUGAAAAUGUCAUAAAUAAGGAUCACGGGGGAUUUUUCCCGUUUGGUGUUAAGGGAGUGAUUGUGGCGACGUCGGCCUGUUUCUAUGCUUUCCAAGGAUUUGACGUUAUCUGUUUGUCCGCAGAAGAAUCGAAGACUCCACUAAAAUCUAUACCCAGAGCAAUACUUUUCGAGCUGAUUAUUGUGACUCUUCUGUAUGCAGGAUCAUCGUUCUCCUUGAUCAUGCUGGCACCCGUUUACCUCAUCGAUACUAAAGCACCUAUUCCAUCGGCUUUUGCGCUCAACAAUAUACAGUGGGCGAAGUAUGUGGUGACUAUUGGGCCUGUUUUGGGUAUCAGUAACCUGAGCUUGUUGAACUUGUACAGUACUUCCCGACACGCAUACUGCAUGGCGAAUGAUGGAUUAUUCUUGAAGGUGUUUGGUGUGGUCCACAAAAAGACUCAAGUUCCUCUGGUCGGUGUAAUGUCUAUUGGGAUUUUUGUGGCGUUAUCUUCGUUGUUUUUGGAUAUAGCAGACUUAGUUCAGUUCAACGUUCUGACUCUUUUUGUGAUCAACAUCAUAAUAAGUUCUAAUAUAGUAAUCUUACGGUCAAGGACUUCAGAUCCAUCAGCUGUGGAUGACACUGAAAGAAAGACAAUGAUAUCAAAAUGUCAGAUAUCUAAAAUAAUAGAUAAAUUCAGUGUAGGAUUUUUAAUAUUUUUUCUGGUUGUAAUAUCCUUGAUGGUUGCUUUGCUGAUACAAAGGACACCUGUUUUAUCCUCCCAACCUAAUAUUAUAGCACUGUGUACUGUGAUCUUGUUUACGCUAUUGAUAGUUGGUAUUAGUUUUAUAAUAAAAUUAAAACUGAAACCACCGACUGGCGAUAGUUUUAAGGUGCCGUUUGUUCCCUUUCUUCCAGUUAUAAUAAUAGCAAUGAAUAUGAUGUUAUUAGUCUACUCCAUUGACCUAAAUGGUUUAAUAACAUUUAUUGUUUUAAUAUUCAUAGGUCUUGUCAUAUAUGUAGUAUUAAUUAUCUUCUCUAGAGAUGUUAUGCCACGUGAAACGGUGAUAUCCGAGGAAGAGGUAGGGUUGAUGUCAUUAGAGCAAGAAUCCUGAUUGAAGUUAAAACUGGAGAUUAAUAUAAUAUUGUAAAAAUAAAUUAUUUUAUUUAUCUUAAUGAGAUUAAAACUAUAAACCCAUAAAAAAACGCAAACUUCCUGCUCAAUUUCACACAGACCCCAUUGGGACAGUCAUUAGCUUUACUAAUGCAUUAUUAAUUAUUAUCCGUUAAAAGUAACAAGGUCCCCAGUGCGCAUCUACUAGCACUUCCUUACAAAAUAUAUUUAUGUGGUUGUAAACAUCGUUGUCCUAUACACAGGACCCAAUUCGAGUUGAAACGUUGCCGAGUA
This is a messenger RNA of Patella vulgata (common limpet), 2249 nucleotides long. Its product is annotated as cationic amino acid transporter 4. Gene Ontology annotation, molecular function: amino acid transmembrane transporter activity. The record is from RefSeq and is a predicted model, not a curated record. Gene Ontology annotation, cellular component: plasma membrane. Lineage: Eukaryota; Metazoa; Mollusca; Gastropoda; Patellidae. Gene Ontology annotation, biological process: amino acid transport; transmembrane transport. The transcript has 6 exons. Bases 193 to 1956 code for a protein of 587 amino acids.